Messenger RNA from Zophobas morio, 553 nucleotides. RefSeq lists its product as uncharacterized. The transcript has 5 exons. The record is from RefSeq and is a predicted model, not a curated record. NCBI's taxonomy places the organism in Eukaryota, Metazoa, Arthropoda, Insecta, Coleoptera, Tenebrionidae. Gene Ontology annotation, cellular component: pICln-Sm protein complex; spliceosomal complex; cytosol. Gene Ontology annotation, biological process: mRNA cis splicing, via spliceosome; spliceosomal snRNP assembly. Bases 119 to 544 code for a protein of 141 amino acids.
CGGCUUUUUCUGCAAGAGUAUUUCUUUAAAACCUUCCUAUAAUUCUUUAGAUAUAAGGCAUAUUGAAGAUAACGCCACUGUUUACUAUAAUAAUCAAGAAAAAGGGACCGGAUGCUUGAUGGUGAAAGAGAGUUCUCUCACCUGGUGGUCAGAAAGUUCUCAAAUUGGAUUUGAGCUUGAUUAUCCUUUAAUUAUGUGUCACGCUAUUUGUUCAGAUAAUCUUUCGUUUAUGCCCACUCCUUGUCUUUUCUGCCAACUAGAUUCGGAGGGAACUUAUGAAUUCUUUAAUUCCACCUUUGAUGACUCUGAAAAUAAUACUCACGAACUUAUAAUUGUCCCAGAGAAUAAAGAUUCUCUUCAAAAUAUUUUUGAGGCUAUUUCGGCCUGCCAACCACUUCAUCCUGUUAAAGAAGAAAACGCCACUCUCUUUUCGCAAGAAGAGCAUAUUAUAAACCAUAUAAACCCAUUUUUUCAAGUCCCUGACACCUCUCAGAUAGAACUAGAUGCCCUUGAUGAAGAAGGGAAGUAUGACGAUGCCGAUUGAUAUAUAUAU